AUGUGGGGACCCUCAGAACUCGGGGUGCCCCGCAGCCCCCUGGCCCCGGCAUUGAAGGACGCUGAAGGAGCAGUGGGGCGCAGAGAGGUACAGGCCGGACGGGGGCGGCUGAAGGGACUGGGGCCUCGAGGCCAGCGAGCAGGGAGCGGGGAGGCAUACCCUCUGUACCAGCUGGGCGGCCCCCAACUCCGCGUAUUUCGAACCAACUUCUUCAUUCAGCUGGUGCGGCCAGGCACGGAACAGCCCGAGGACACAGUGCAGUUCCGGAUCCCCAUGGAGAUGACCAGGGUGGACCUCAGGAAUUACCUUGAGCGCAUUUACAACGUGCCCGUGGCUGCCGUGCGGACAAGGGUGCAGCACGGCUCCGGCAGGAAACGGGAUUACAGAAAUGUAAGGAUAAAGAAGCCAGACUACAAGGUCGCCUACGUGCAGCUGGCCCAUGGACAGACCUUCACAUUCCCAGAUCUGUUUCCCGAGAAGGAGCAGAGCUGUGAAGGCGGCUCUGCCCACGAUGCCCAGAGCAUGCUCCUGGAGCAGGAGCAGCAGCGGCAGCAGCAGCGGCAUGGUGACCCCCGGCGUGGCGGCAUCCCUGACUGGUUCAGCCUGUGAUAAGGCCUCCUGUGGGGACCCAGGCCCCUGGUGGUGCAGCCACAGAGCAGCUCUGACAGUCCAAAUAAAAGUCCUGUUGUGUGGGAAAGAGCCGGAA
Molecule: messenger RNA, 706 nt
Organism: Galeopterus variegatus (Sunda flying lemur)
Lineage: Eukaryota; Metazoa; Chordata; Mammalia; Dermoptera; Cynocephalidae
Gene: MRPL23
Product: mitochondrial ribosomal protein L23
Exons: 5
Coding region: 1-609 (202 amino acids)
Biological process (GO): mitochondrial translation
Cellular component (GO): mitochondrial large ribosomal subunit; ribosome
Molecular function (GO): structural constituent of ribosome
Source: RefSeq, a predicted model, not a curated record